Molecule: messenger RNA, 1296 nt
Organism: Achroia grisella
Lineage: Eukaryota; Metazoa; Arthropoda; Insecta; Lepidoptera; Pyralidae
Gene: CSN6
Product: COP9 signalosome complex subunit 6
Exons: 6
Coding region: 207-1235 (342 amino acids)
Biological process (GO): protein deneddylation
Cellular component (GO): COP9 signalosome
Molecular function (GO): metallopeptidase activity; protein binding
Source: RefSeq, a predicted model, not a curated record
AGUACAAGGUCCAUUAGUACAGAGUACUUAUUAAAAAAAUCUUCUUCCUCAUUCGGUAACUGUCUUACUCUGUGCUUUGUAGGCAAACAAAAUAAAUACAAGUGAUUUAUCAUAAUUAUUUAUUUUACUGUGUUUAUAAUUGUUGAGAUUGUGUACUACUCUUUCAUUACUUACUAAAAACAGUUGCUUUCCAAAUUAUUUUCAUUAUGACAAGUGCUGACCGAAUCGAUUUCGAAAUGGAGGUGGAGGUUGAGAGUGCUUCCUCAGGACCUGCAGUGGAGACUGCUAAUCCUACAUCGCCGGCACCCCCGACUCCGGGAGGUAAUAAAAGUGUAGUGGUUACCACGGCCACUUCAGGUUCAGUAACAGUAUCCCUUCACCCGCUGGUGAUCAUGAACGUUUCUGAACAUUGGACUCGUUUACGAGCACAGGAAGGCUCUCCACAAACAGUAAUUGGGGCACUUAUUGGUAAACAAAAAGGUCGCAAUAUAGAAGUUAUGAACUCUUUUGAAUUGGUGUUCAGUGUUAUUGAAGGAGACAUCAUCAUAGAUAGAGAUUAUUAUAAUUUGAAAGAAGAGCAAUUCAAGCAAGUAUUCUCAGAUAUGGACUUCCUAGGGUGGUAUACUACAGGUGAAACACCAACAGAACGUGACAUUGCUGUUCAUAGACAGAUAUGUGAUAUAAAUGAAUGUCCAGUUAUGCUUAUGCUAAAUCCUGCAGGAAGAAAUGGAGAUCAAUUACCAGUAGUGCUGUAUGAAUCUGUAAUAGAUGUAGUAAAUGGACGCGCUACAAUGCUGCUGGCACCAUUAACAUACACACUCGCUGCUGAAGAAGCGGAGAGAAUUGGUGUAGAUCAUGUAGCCAGAGUUUCUUCUGGAGAAGCUGCACUGAAUAGUUUAGUGGCGGAGCAUUUGACGGCGCAAAGGUCGGCCAUCAAGAUGUUGGUGUCCCGCGUGCGCGCCGUGCUGGCGACAGUGCGGGCCGUGCGGGCGGGCACGCUGCCGCCGCGGCCGGCGCUGCUGCGCGAGGCGCGCGCCCUCGCACAUCGUCUCCCUUUACUCACCUCACACCAAUUCCGAACACAUUUCUAUAAUCAAUGCAAUGACGUGGCGCUCAUGACUUACCUGGGUACCAUCACGAAAGGCUGCAACGCUAUCAAUCAACUAGUCAAUAGAUUCAAUGUCCUCUAUGACAGACAGGGCAUGGGCCGUCGAAUGCGAGGACUUUUCUUUUAGUGUGUUGAUUAAUGUUAUACUACAAUAUGUUCAGGAACUGUGUAGAAUAAUUGGAAAAUUG